CUUGGUGCAAGCCUAUCCUUCAGAUAUGAGAUGGCAAUUUCCGGCACUUAUAAAUUGCUAUUACUAAAAAGUCUGGCUGAAAUUGAAAUGUUUUGCUACUGAUCAAUUGUUCUGCUAUAAAUUCAAUCUGUUGCAGUGGCGGAUUGACGUUUGUUAAAGCCUUAUUGGUUGUUUUUGCCUCCUAACGUAUCGAAAACUCCUACAAUCCCUUAGAAGUGUGUGCAUAAGAGAUUUCUUAGUGCGGUUACUUGGGAAACGUAGUGUUUGUGGUAACAAAAUUACUUUAGAUAAGUAUUUUGCUAUCGAAAACAGUUCUUAAGGAUGGUGAGUUGGUGACAUUGUGGUGGGAAUACAUAAUUGUACUUACCUUGGAUACCCGUGCAUAUGGACGUAGAUAGAUUCUUUGUCUAUGUUUACGCCUUAUCCAGGCAAAAAAUAUGUGGAAUUCCAAACAUCAAGGUGCCAAGACUUGACCCCAAACAUGGAGAUUAUUGUUUCCUUAAUUAUGAAAAACGCAAACCAAGUCUAGAAAACAUAAAAUUCUGCGGGGUGUCAUUAUAUAGUCCCUAGAGGUUGUGCUAAAAAUCUGAGGAGGUUUGGCUAAAGUUAUGAUGUACAGUGCUUAGAAACCAGAUCAUCUCAGAAAGAAUCUAGGUUUCAAGAUAGAACGGAUUAGGUUUGAUGGUGAAGUGAUGAUUGCUUCAUGGGUUGGCCUUUAAUUUUUUUUCUACACUCUACUUACACCAUUACAUGUCAAAGUUUGGCAGUUUUUGGGGUUGGCUUGCUCUAUUUAAUCCAUUAAUGUAUUUCUAGGCAUUGGGAGAGAGGACCACACAUGCCUCACUAAAAGAUUCGUCGCCAUCCACCGGAGAAGAGUAGAAGAAAACCAGCGGCUGGGACGACAUCCUGACCUACGUUGUGUCCAGCAAAUCGCCCGCGACGCUGUAUGAGUUCGUCCUCGCGAACGAUCGACGUCUCGGUGGUCGACGACUCAACCUUCCAUGUGGCUUGCCAACGUGAUGUAUGUGUUGACCAGUGUGGGCGUGCGUGCGUUGUGUCUCGCCGGUGUGAUGCGUGUGUGCGCUCUUUGCAUGCGAAGCUAGUCGGUCGAUGUGUCAUGUGUGCGUGUAUAGUGCUGAUGAGCAGCUUGCCAAUGGUAGGUAGCUCCGUUCGUCGUCCUGAGCUCCACCCUACCGCGAGCGCUCAGAGCUCCGAGCAGUAGCAACGCCCGCCGGCGUUUUAUUCCUUAAAUUUUGCAAAAUCUUUUGCCAACUGCAUGUACUCCUGAAUCAUCUGCGCCACGUGCCACCACCCGCUCCGUUCGCUACGUCCAAUCUGGCUGUUUGUUUGCCGAGUGCCGGGUUUCGACACUCGGCAAAGGGUCUGCCGAGUGUGCGACGAAAGGAACUCGGCGAAGUCAGCUCUGCUUGAAGGGUGUAUGCCAAGCACCCUUUCUUGAGCAGAAAUCCUAUUCGUACUUACGCAGUUUUUCUUACGUGUACUGUGAGGGAAGGAAUAAGUACCUAGAGAAAAAAGUGCCAACAACUGUCACACAGCAUGCUUGUACGCUGGAGGGUACGGAUAGCUGGCUUGUUCAAAGCCCAGAUUUUCUUUUUAGCAGCCUACGGGUAAAUUGUAACCGGAUGUUAGUUUGUCGAAUAAAGUCUCAAUUUGAUGCAAAAAAUAAAUAAAAUGAACUUAGUAUAUAGGAUUUACGUAAAACUCGUAUGUAAGAAUGGCAUCGCUCUUUGUUGAGUGUAGCACUGAGCGAAGCCUUUACCAAGUGUUUUUCGGCCUUUCGCUAGUGUCUAUGCUACUAGGCAAACAUGCACAUCACAAGUCCACAUGCACAUCACGCAUUGAUCCUAGCUAUUGGAUGGCGUCAGAAGACUAAAAGGAUACGAGUAUUUAACUACAUGUUGAUCUAGUUGGAUCUUGAAGGUACCACAUCACAUGCAAUACAAAUUUACUACUUGUUUAGGAGCAUGAAGAAAGCCUAGGGAUGCCACCAUCCGGUGAUGCGCUGCUAAGAAGUAUUCCCUCCGUCCCAAAAUUCUUGUCUUAGAUUUGUCUAAAUACGGAUGUAUCAAGUCACGUUUUAGUAUUAGGUACAUCCGUAUCUAAAAAAAAAAUCUAAGACAAGAAUUUUUGGACGGAGGGAGUAGAUGACGUAAAUUAAGUGCUAACAUUGUUCUGGUUUUCUAAAGUUUGAUUCAUGAUGACAAUGAUUUUCCUAAAAACGAAGAGGAAAGAAGAGGGGGGUAAUUUGGAAACGAAUUUGCGUCAUUCGCUCCAUUUGAUCACAUCCUGUGUUGAACACUAUAACAUUAAUACACUAUAAAAUUAAUACACUAUUAAAUACAAAGUUGAAUCACUUAUUUUGAGACGGAGGGAGUAAUUAAUUCAUAAUAGCUAAAUGUUAGGCCCUAUUUGGUUCAUAAGUCUUACGAUUUUUUUUAGUCCCAACUUAUAAGUCCUAAGUCCCUAAAAAGUCUCUACCUGUUUGGUUCCUGCGACUUAACAUGGACUAAAAGACCAUAUUACAACUAUAAGUCCCUAUAAGACUCUCCUUGAAAGUCUUAUUUUAUAAGUCCCAAAUGUCCACUUUAAGUCCCUAUAAGCCCCUCAUGUUUGGUUUAGAUGGGACUUAAACGGACUUUUUUAAGUCCCCACACCAAUAAGUCCCUGUAACCAAACACCCUCUUAGUCGACUGACUUUAGCUAUUGUGGUGAGUUGAUUUUGAAGGGAGGAAAGCAAAGGAAGGCUCAAAAAAUAGACUGACCCAAUUCGUUUUCUUCAGGCAACUGACAUAUAGCCACGCCCUAAUUAAUUAAGGGAGAUGUUGAAGCGGCCAUGGAUCUAUAAAUCCAGCAGUCAUCCGAGCACCGAAACACAAACUCAAACACAAAGCCCAAGAAGUAUCCAUCAUGAGAGACCACAAAUACAAAAACAAACACAAGCACAAGCACACAACCCACCGGCGUGAAGGUGAAGAGCAAGGAGGAGCCCCGGGCACAAUGGUGGAGAGCCGCAGCACCAUCGCCUUCUUCGGGACCUCCAGGCCACCGGUGGCGCUGGACCUCUUCUCGUGCCCAGUGAACCCGCCGCCAUCGUCUGCGCGGGACGAGCAGCGCCUCACCGACGGCGUGUCGUACAACCACAACGGCCGGGCAAUCCCCGCGCCGGCGCUCAAGGAGCUCCUGUCCUUCCUGGCCAAGAAGGACACCGCGCUGGCCCUGGCCGGCGGCACCACUCCGGAGGACGUGGACAAGGGCGGUGUCACCGCCCUCGUCUUCAUCUCCGGGAGGGACAACGGCCUGGAGACGCUCCAUGUGGCCCUGCGCGCCGCAGACAACAAGAACACGGUGCUGUCGCUGGCCGACGUCUACGGCGCCGGCACCUUCGGCGGGGUCCGAAUGGAGGACAGUGGCUGCCUGGCCGGCGGCUUCGAGGCGGGCGGCCUCACCGUCGGGCACUCGCUGGUGUACGUGUCCACCAAGGGGCCGGCGGCAGCACGGCGCACUCCGUGUCCGUGGACCGUGGUGUACAAGACCAACCUUGCCGACGGCAGGACGGAGCGCCUCACUCCGCCGGAUCAAUACGACCUGAACCCGGCCGUGUCGCCGUCCGGGCAGAGGGUGGCGGUGGCCAACUUCCGGUCCGGCGAGGUCGGCCGCCUGAAGACCGAUAUUGUGGUGAUGAACGUGGACCGGGAGGCGCAGGGCGGGCUUGGGCGCAGCAUCCUCAUCAAGGACGGCGGGUGGCCGACGUGGGGCAGCGACAACGUCAUCUUCUUCCACCGAGGGGUGGACACCAAGGAUAAUACCGACUGGGGCGUGUACCGGUACGACCUCACCACCAAGGAAACCGUCAAGGUGACCCCUGAUAACAUCCAGGCCAUGACUCCGGCGGCCAUCGACGAGACGACGGUGGCCGUGGCCGUCACCCGGGAGACCUCCGUGGACCGCACAAGGAAGGAGCAGUACCGCCACAUCGAGAUCUUUGAGGUCGGCAAGCCUGCCAGCCCGGUGGUGAUCACCCAUCGCACGACGCCGUUGGCUGACCACUACAACCCGUUCGUGCUCGACGGCGGCAGCCGCGUGGGUUUCCACCGCUGCAGAACCGACGAUGACAAGGUGAAUACUACCGCUGAUCCCAAGAAGAAGCAUAAGGACGGCGGGCUGGCCGGCGUGUUCCCAAGCAUCAGCAAUGACGGCUCCAAGAUCUGCUACGUGGACAACGAGUUCAGAUCCGUGUGGGUCGCCGACGAAAAGGGGCCGCGACCAGUCCAUUCGGUGAGGAACAAGAUCAGAGUCUUGUCCACUACGUGGAACCAAGACAUGAGCAAGGACACCAUCUACUUCUGCGAGGGCACGGCCGACCACCUGCAGAUCUGUGCCCUCGAAGGCGCCUCCGAGCUCCGGCCCAAUGACCGGAACAUGAGGCGCCUCACCAAGGGCAAGUUCAACGACGCCUUCCCCUCAAGCAACCCGGCCGGGACCAAGUUUGUGUUCCGGUCGACGCGCGACAGAUCCGGUAGGCCGGAGUACGGCAAGUACAACAACCUCUACAUCAUGGAGGACGCAGAGGAAGGGGAGUGGGGCGAAGGCACGGUGACGCAGCUCACCGACGGGCCCUGGACCGACAGCCAUUGCAGCUGGUCGCCCAGGGGUGAUUGGGUCGUCUUCUCCUCCUCUCGUGAUAGAGACAUCGUCGACGACACUAACUGCUUCUCCAUCUUCCUCGUCCUAGCCACCGACCCCAAGGUGCUGGUGCGGGUCAUGUCCCUGGCAGGCCACGUUUGUCACCCCGUCUUCAGCCCGGACAUGGACAACAUCGUCGUCACCUCCGACUUCGCUGUAGUCUCCGCCGACCCGGUGUCUCUGCCCAUCUUCAUUGCCUCCGUUAGGCCCUAUGGUGACAUGUUCUCCAUUAAACUCCGUGACACAGCAGACAUCAACAAGAACAAGGACAUCGUGGAGUUCCACCGCAUCACACACACCUCCUACGAGUACUCCAAGCCUACAUGGACCAUCUAUUUUGGUGACGAGCCCAACGACAAGUGGCCAACCAAUAGCGGUGCGGCUACGGGCCCCUACGCACCGCCUCUUUCAAUGCAUUGGUGCUUAGGUGAGGUGCUAAGUGCACUACAAGUCUUGGCAACUAAUCUCCCCAAUGCAUAGGUGCUUACCUUUUGUAGCUAAGCUGCUUUCAUUUUAUUUAGCAACUAGAUUCUUUAUCCAUUGGUUGAUAGGCAUUUUGUAGGUCCACAUGCUUGACAUUGUUUGUUCUUCGGAUCACCAAAGUGCUCUCUUAUCGCUUUAAUUACUUUGCCACAUCAA
Molecule: messenger RNA, 5343 nt
Organism: Aegilops tauschii subsp. strangulata
Lineage: Eukaryota; Viridiplantae; Streptophyta; Magnoliopsida; Poales; Poaceae
Source: RefSeq, a predicted model, not a curated record